UCUACCCUGAUGACCUGCUGUUGCACAAUGCUUACUGAUGCUUAUCCCGUUCAGGGCCUGAACAAGUAUUAGUUUCAAGAGUCUCUACCCUGAUGACCUGCUGUUGCACAAUGCUUACUGAUGCUUAUCCCGUUCAGGUUUCUGUGCCUGUUCGUUCACUGGUAGCUCUUGUUAAGAGAGUGCUGAUGGUCGAUGGCUCAUUCUCACAAUCCUCCCCUUUUAUGACUGCCAUGAGACAGGACUUGAUUUGUUUAGAACUUCCUGAAUUGCAUAGGUGCAGCCUGGAGCUUCUGAGUUCUAAUGUAAAGGGACUUCGCAGUCAGUUGUUACCACAUGUGGCAGAUAUCACACGACUGCUAACAGAAUAUUUUAGGACAUGCGUCCUGCCAGAGCUAAGGAUUAAGGUUUACUCAAUUAUGAAAGUUUUGCUGAUGUCCAUGGGGAUUGGGAUUGCAAUAUAUCUGAUCCAGGAAGUUAUAAGCAAUGCAUUGCUUGAUCUGGAUCCUCAUGGUCGUGAGAGUGGUGGCUCGUACUCUGCUGCACGCUCAAAGACCUUACAGGAUGCACUGCAACAAUGUUUUCAGAGAAAAAGGAAGCACCCAACUUCAGCUGAAUCUGUUGGAGACCAAUCUGCUAAAGGUGGUCUGGAAGUGGAGACAUCCCAAAAUAUGACUGCAAUAUCUGUCAGGAUUGCUGCAUUAGAGGCAUUAGAAGCUCUUUUGAGUGUGGCUGGUGCCAUGAGAUCAGAUGGUUGGCGAUCAAAUAUUGAUCGUCUCCUUAUAACAGUUGCAACAAAUGCUUGCAAAGUGGGAUGGGCUGACAACAAUAGUACCGUAGUUUAUGGUGAAGCUACUCCUAUAUGGGCAGACUUCCAACUUGCUGCUUUACGCGCACUUUUGGCAUCCCUUCUUUCUCCUGGUCGUGUUCGCCCUCCACAUCUUGCUCAGGGUCUCGAACUUUUUCAUAGAGGUAGUCGAGAAUCUGGAACAAAAAUUUCUGAAUAUUGCUGUCAUGCUCUUUUGACCUUGGAAGUGCUCAUACAUCCUAGGGCCCUUCCAUUUAUAGAUCUUCAAUCGGCAGUUGACCAUUAUGGCAGUGCUAGCCUCAACCUUCCAGACGUACACUUCGCAGAUCACAGAAAGAACACUUCAUUUCAUUUUAGCACACUAGGAAAUGAGCCUUCUCAGCCAGAGUCUGGGGAUGAUGAUCUAUACGAAAGGUGGCUGGCAAAUGGUGAUGAAACAGAUGUCAAUGACCUUGGAAAAUAUACCAGCAGUGAUAAAAAACCCUCUGGGACCUCUACCCAUCCAGCAUUAGAAAAGCUUCCUCAUGGUGGUUCUCCUUCUGAAAGAAAUAAGCGUGAAGGUGGUGAAUUUGGGGAAUCAAUGGCUGUUGCAGCUGACAAAGUACCAGUAGAUGGGGAUGAGAUAAUGGUUGACUUGCCGACUCCGGAAAGCUACAAGCAGACAGAGGAACGCGAUCAUAUUGAAGGGCGAAUAUUGGUUGCUACAGCUGGUGGUCAUACUGCCACCGAAUCAGAUGGACUGGUUUCAGGCAGUGCUACAUCAGCUGAUGGUCAUACAGAUUUUGUUGUAGCAGCAGGAAAAGAUGUCUCUUCUUCAGCAAGUAAAAGAAACACUAUGGUUACUGAGCAGAGUGUCACGCCAACAUCUGCGAAGGAUGUGGUGACAAGCCAAGAUCAUGAAUACACUAGGAUUGUUGAAAAAAUUUCUGCUACAAUAUCAAACAUAGGAAGGGGCGCUGGAUUGGUGCUAGAAAUCAAUGAUGACACUUCAAUGGAUUCACUUCCUGAUAUUGUGGAUGGUGAUCCCGACUCUGAUUGAGUGAAAAUGUAUGUGUAUGAUUGGGCAGUAUUCGAUUAGAUUUACUAAUGAAUGUGUUGAAAUUCAUUGUAUAUUGAAUUUGAAGUUCUUCGUAAGCAUGUUAGAAAAAUUAGGGGCUUUUUGAUCCUCGUAAGAGGUUUUACGCAAUUUUGAGAUGAAUGAAUGCAGUAGAUGAUAGAAGGCUUCUCUUAUCA
Molecule: messenger RNA, 2038 nt
Organism: Coffea eugenioides
Lineage: Eukaryota; Viridiplantae; Streptophyta; Magnoliopsida; Gentianales; Rubiaceae
Exons: 6
Coding region: 93-1844 (583 amino acids)
Biological process (GO): rRNA processing
Cellular component (GO): nucleus
Source: RefSeq, a predicted model, not a curated record